This is a messenger RNA of Exophiala spinifera, 840 nucleotides long. RefSeq lists its product as uncharacterized. Lineage: Eukaryota; Fungi; Ascomycota; Eurotiomycetes; Chaetothyriales; Herpotrichiellaceae. The record is from RefSeq and is a predicted model, not a curated record. Gene Ontology annotation, biological process: potassium ion transport; proton transmembrane transport. The transcript is spliced from 3 exons. Gene Ontology annotation, cellular component: mitochondrial inner membrane. The coding region runs from base 1 to 840 and encodes 279 amino acids.
AUGCGGAUCUUUCUCCUCCCACUGACAACGCGUCAAGCCUUGAUCUAUUGCCAGCGUGCAGCGCCGAAUCCUCAGGCAAAGGCGAGCAUACCUGACCGAAUCACGAAAAAGGCUGCCGAGACAUGGGCGCAAUGGGAGACUGCACAAAGCGGAUGGAGGAAGCAGAUUGUCAAGUACGGCAACCAAGGCCUUCAGCGUAUACCAUAUCAGGAAUGGGGACUGAAAAGCUUUCCCCCAUCCAACCCCAAGCUCCAGGCAGAGCAAAUCACCAAAAAUGAAAAAUUUGAUGUGGUUUAUCCUGGGAAUGUGAUGCAUAAGGAAGACGUUCCAAAAGUCAUGGCAAGACUAGCGCGGGAGAGAAAACAGCUACACUGGAAUCGGUUCAUUGGGAGCAUGGUGGCCAUGCCAUUUACAGUACCUUUCAUUUUGGUCCCAGUAAUUCCCAAUAUCCCAUUCUUCUACCUCGUUUACCGAUGCUGGUCUCACUGGAGAGCGCUGAAAGGUUCUGACCACCUGGAUUUCAUUCUCGACCAUCGGUUAUACCGGCCAGUCUCAUCCCCAGAACUCGAGGAUUUGUAUGAACAAGUGGCUCCUGAUGCUCCCGACUUCAAAUUUCUGACCCGCUCUCAAAUCUUGGAUGGUAGUGCUCCCCCGGAGCAGAUUAUCUUGCCUGCCGACAGUCAUAACGUUGUGGCUAAAGCGACCGGUGUUCCAGAACUGAGCGGAGAAGUUGAACGAGCGCUAUGGCAAAUUCAGCGGCAGUUCCAACAGGAGAAAUCGCAGCAAGCGUCAGAAAACCCAAAGGGUGGUGAAACCCAGACCGACAAUAAACAAAGAUAG